AUGGCUCGCAUCCCCGAUGUGAAUCACAUGCAUAGCGUCAAGAUUGACAACAUCACAUGCAAUCAGGACGAAGUGAUCGGGGUCAAGGAGGAGCUUCGAGAGAAGUUCUCCAAGUUUGGAGAGAUUGGCGAUGUGUACAUUCCCAGGGAUCGCAACUUUGCAUUCGUGAGGUUCUUCGAAAAGCGCGAUGCUCAGGAUGCCGUGGAUGCUAUGGACGGUAAAGACAUCAUGGGCCAAGAAGUCAGCGUGUCUUUGUCCAUGCAGGCAAAGAAGCCGCCGGAGGAGCAGCAGAGCUGGGCCAUCGAUCAGACCAUCGAUCGCGCCGCACUCCCGGUGCAGAUUUCCGCAAAGCCCAAGGUCUCGCUCGCGCACGCGGGAACGCCGCCGGCGCAGAAGGAGCCUGAGCCGCGCAUCCUCCGACCGGCUGCCAAUGGAAGCUUUGCAGAGGCAAAGUGGGAGGGGACCUGCAGCCUGUCAUGCCUGGAAGGCGGCGAGCUGGUGACCGGCGCCAAGUCUGGGGUGUCAGUCUUCGCUCGGAGCUCCGGGCUGAGCCUCAUGGCGGAAGCAGACUGCGAGGCCACCUGCGUGGAGGGUCUGGGGACGCAGACAGUUGCAGCGGGCGACCGCGCUGGCAGGGUGCGCGUCUGGCAUUUGCGGCGCAACAAGCUGCAAGAGGUUCGAAGCGUCCAAGCUCAUUUUGCCGCGGUGCGGGCACUGAGCAGUGGAGGGGACAUUUUGCUCACUGCUUCGGAGGACGGGACUGUGAAGCAACUUGACGUCCUUGCCAACUUUGUGCCGGGCGAUUUCUUUGAGACAGGCGUGCCUGCAACGAGCGUGAUGGCGCGGGGGAAGAAUGUCCUCGUGGGCUGCCAGGACGGGGUGGUCUGGGAGCUCUCGCGGCGCCUGCGGCAGCCAGUGGUCCUGCGACGCCUGGAGCUGGGCGCCCCGGUGCGGCUCUUGGAUGCGGAUCCGGAAGCUCCAGGUGCUCGGGUGCUCGCUGCUGGCAGUGGCCGGUUGGCCGUGUGGCUGGACAUGCCAAAGAGCGUUGCGCCGCAAGAUGUGCAGCCACCUGCUUUUGUUGGAGAACGUGGCCUGACGGAGGAAGCGGCACUGCUGCUACCUGGAAAGGCGGAGGACCUCCUUCUCAUCCCGUGUGGUGCCAGAGCUUCUCAUCAUGCCUGGAGCCACGAGCUGGCAAGCGCGAAGGCCUGCUGUUGCCUGGUGCGCAGCGGGCCGACGUUUUUCUUCGUGGCCGACGUCUCGCGCAAAACGGGCGAGCUGUGUGAGCUCUUCGGCCUCAGCGAGGAUGCUCGGGAUGAAGCUCUUGCUGGCGGAGCCUCCGCGCCGCAGGAAGGACCGACAGGUUCUUUGCUGUGCGAGGAGAACGGCUCAGCGGCUGGACCGAGGCGAGCUCUGAGGCGAGCGAACACCUUCAGCGACCCGACGCAAGCGCCACAGCCCUGGCAGGUUGCGAAAUUGAUCUGA
Messenger RNA from Effrenium voratum, 1485 nucleotides. The record is from the annotation of a GenBank genome assembly. NCBI's taxonomy places the organism in Eukaryota, Dinophyceae, Suessiales, Symbiodiniaceae.